AUGCCUCGCGAGGAGGACGUGGAGGACAUGAAGGUGUCGGAGCUGAAGCACUAUCUUAGGAACGCCGAUCUCGCGGUCACGGGCCGCAAGGGCGACCUCAAGGAGCGCCUCAAGGCCCACCUGCGGUCCUUCUGGGCGCAACAGAACGCCGAAGCGACAUCCACGGCGCAGUCCGCGCUGCAGCCCACGGGCCUCGCAGCGGAGAACCUCGAGCACUUUACAGUGAAGCGGUUGCGCGACGAGCUCAAGGCGCGCGGGUUCUCGCCCAUGGGCAACAAACAGGAGCUCAUCGACACACUCUCCGCGGCUCUCAGCAUCGAGGGCCCCGCGGCGAGCAGCGGGCUGCUCCCAGCGGACUCGCAGAUGAUAGACGUUGAGGGUCUGUUUCUGGACGGCCUGCUCGACCAGGCGCUCGAGCAGCGCGAACUCCCCGCGGACGGCACCGAGGCGAACCAGUUCGACCGCCUCUGCACCGCGGUCGAGAUGGAAUUCGUCGAGGCGCUCGCCGAACAAGGCUCCGGCACCAGCCAGCUCCAGGACGAGAUGGAGCGCGUGGACGCGGUCGUCGAGAGCCUCCCGGUCAUGCAGAUCAAGUCGCUGCUCGCGUCGCGCAAGGUCCCGCACGGCGGCACCCGCCCCGAGGCUGCGUUCCGCCUGAAGCACCUCAUCCUGGCAAACAUCGUGAACACGCGGGAGUGGGGCUUUCCGUACGACGCGCUCUCCCCGGACUACGGCAUGUGGUCGAUCGACGACCUCGAGGGCAUCACGCGCGACCCCGCGCUCAACAUCGCGCUGGUGUGCGACCUCUCGCAGCCCAGCCAGCUGGCGGCGGCGCGCACGGUGCUGGAGCAGCUGCACACCGCGCAGGGCCCCGCGGCGGACGAGCACGGCGUCGCGCAGGGCGGCGUCGACGAGGGCGCGGCGGAAGGAUCGGAGCGGCCGCGGUUCGAGGACGAUACGACCGGGGUGCGCGUGUGGCCGUUCGUCGUCGACGCCGACGGCACGGUCUUCCGGGUCGCGCACCAGCUGCUGUGCCUCCCGACGCCGCUGGACGUCGAGCUCGCGCUCGAGGCCGCCCGCGCGGGCGACACGUCGCGCGCGGUCCCGAUUGGCGACACUGGCAGCCCCGAGGCUGUCGCGGAGGUCAGGGAGCUGUGCGACGUCGUGCUGCCGGUCGGGCUGGCGCCGGGGGACUCCGCGCUCGGUGAGCUCGUGGACAAGCUCGAGGCCAGCGGGCUCGCGGGCACCGGCACGCAGCACGUGCCAGAGCCGGACGUGGCCCUGCGGAAGCUGUCGCUCGAUGGGUUCGUUGUCGCGGAGGAGGGCGCGGACGUCCCGGAGGGCGCGGUGCGGUUCGCGUGCACCGUGAUCGACAGCGUGCACGGCCCCGUCGCGCUCGCGCCGACCGAGCUCGAGGAGUGGAACCCUGUCGAGGACCUGCGCGGCAGACUCGGGGGCGUCCGCGGCGCGGACGAGGCGGUCGCGGCGCUGGAGGAGAUGUACGCGCAGCAGGGGGGCGUGCCGACCGAGGUGCGGACGCACACGCCAGCGCGGCUGCCGGCCGCGGCGCUGCGCGCGGUGCGGCGGACAGCGGCGCGCGCGUUUGCGGACCUCAGCCUGCGCGACAUCGCGGUCGUCGAGGGGUACUUCGUUGCGGACGCGGAGGACGCGGGGGACGUCGCGGUGUACGAUCCGCGCUCGCUCGGCCCGCUCGGUCAGGGGCCGGCUGCGCGCAUGCUGCGUAACGACACGUGGGCGGCGGAGACGAAGGAGGAAAGGCUCGCUGCGGCGCGGGCGUGGGCUGGGAGCGUGAACGAGUCGCUCGGGCUGGACGCGCUCGGGAACAAGCGCGAGGAGGAGGACGGGGAGGGGGCGGCCGCGGCGAGCGUGCCGGAUCUGCGGCCAGAGGGGGGCGUGGCGGCGCUAGCGGACGGCGCGGGGGGCGUGGUGACGGUGGCGCGCGUGGACGCGAGCCCGCACCUGGCGGAGGACUCGGUGGUCUUUCUCGGAGCCGCCGCGGCGGGGAUGUGCCACUCGGCGCUCCUGCGGCACGUCCUUACGCUGGCGUGCACCCGGGGGGGUCUCGAGCCGCCCGCGGUGCUGCACCCCGAAGCCGUCGCGAACAGCGCGCUGGAGCCGACGCCGCUCUCGCUCGACCAGGAGACCCAGGGCGACGGCGCGAACGAGUGGCAGGGGUCCUUCGCGGGCGGAAUGCCGACGGGCCCUCCGGCGGGCGCGACGUUCGGCGCCCAGUACGGGCUCGGCCCCGCGAGCGACGGGGGCGGGAACAUGACGAUCGCGGGCGUCGCGGGGCCUGCGCCGGAGGGGCACGGCGCGCAGAGCCCGCACGAGCUCCCGCAGCACCGUCGCGUGUGGGUGCUGAUCGGCGGUGCCUCGAGCAGCCACCACGCGACCGGCGUCAACAUCUGGCUCAAGCUGCGGUCGAUCCCGGGCGUGCGCGCGGAGAUCAUGAUGCUCGCGGACACCACGGGCAACCGCGGCCGCGACACGGAGGCGCAACGACAAGCCAACCUUCUCUCCAAGCGCACGACGCUGCUUGACAUCGGCAUGGACGAGGCGGAGCUCCCCGGGGAGCUCCAGCUGGACGAGAUCGUGAACCCGGUCGCGAUGCCGCUCCCGAUGGAGGACCGCGGCGUGUGGGUCCUCCCGUACGGGAUGGCCUUGCUGCGGUCUGGCGCGCACAUGCAGGAGGCAUGCGAGGCAGCGCUGCGGCGGGCGUCGGUGGCGCCGGCGUCGCGGUCGGCGGAGCUGCGGGAUGAGGUCGAGGCGCAGCGCGAGCUGCAGAGCGAUCUGGUCGCGGCGGAGGUCCCGGCGACCGCGCGGCUGUGGGGCAACGACCCGUUCGCGCCCCCGCCGCCGCCGCGGUUCUUCGACCUGGACACGCUGACGGCCGAGGCGUGGGCGUGCGGCGCGGAGAUCUUCCUCGCGCUCAGCCCCGACGACUGCGAGUACGGCGCGGUGCAGGAGUACCUCGAGACGCGCGGGGUGCCCUUCACGGGCCCGCUGCCCCUGGGCUGCCAGCUGCCCGCGGACCGCAUCUCGACGGCGGAGCAGCUGAGCCAGCUGGAGCCGAGCGGGAUCUCGACGCCGCCGAUGUUCGCGCUGACGCCGCACGCGAUCCUCGCGCAGGCGUACUCGCUGGAGACGGCGGCGGCGCACUUCGAGGAGCUGAGGGGGAGUUUGAUGACUCAGGGGGCGUUCACGGUGGCCCCGCUGUGGUCCGCGAACGAGCACCUCGUGCCGCCCGUGCGCCUCGAGACCCCCGAGGACCUCCACGCGUACGCCAAGGGUAUAAUCGACGGCAAGCAUCAGCUGGAGGGGGGGGUGUUGUCGCAACACCCCGAGCCGGCGGGGCUCCCGCGGCCGGGCUGCGGCGAGCUCGUCGUGCAGCCGUACAUCCAGUCCGACCCCGUCCUGCUCGUCCGGAGCGACGACGGGCGCUCGCACCGCAUGGUUUGGCCGGGCGCGGGGUCGUGGGCCCGGGUCUCGAUCGGGCUGCUUGGGCACUGGCAGAACAUGCGGGCGAUGACGCCGUCGAUGCGCGCGGUCGAGGUGGACUCGGAGGACGAGGCGACGCGCCCGGGCGGGCCGCAGGGCAGGGUUGUUUACCUGACUCCCCCCCCGGAGGACGUCAUCUCGCCGGCCGCGAUCGAGGGCGCGCAGCAGCGCGCCGCGGCGGUCGCGCUCGCGAUGUCCCUGCGCGGCGUCGCGGUGGUGGACUGCUUCAUGCAGGUCGACACCGGGGAGCUCGUCGUGAUGCGCGUCGACCCUCUGCCGGACCUGGGCCCGGGGUCGAUCGCGCUGCGGCAGGGCAUGGUCGAGGAGCCGGUGAUCUUCCCGAACUACUUCUUCGAGCUGUGCCUGAACCUCGUUGGCGGCGGCCUCGACAGUGACGUGGACCCGCUCGGCAACGGGCUCGGGGUCGACGCGGGAGGGUUCGCGGACUCGUACGACAGCGAGGACGACUCGGAGGACGAGGCGGAGCUGGACGAGGACCUGCUGCAGGGCGGGAGCGGGCAGGGCGACCUGGGCGGGUACCGGAUGGAGCGAUGA
This is a messenger RNA of Pedinophyceae sp. YPF-701, 4074 nucleotides long. The record is from the annotation of a GenBank genome assembly. Lineage: Eukaryota; Viridiplantae; Chlorophyta; Pedinophyceae.